AUGUUACCCGUCUACCCUCAAUAUAUGCUCACUAAAGAAGACUGGUGGUUUCAACACGAUCGAGGAUGUGACAAAGUCCCACCACCUGCUGGCCACUACCUUGAACUUCCUGCAGGAGGCUCUUUCACUGUUGAAAUUGCUCAAAAUCGUGCUUUUACGACCUUUGGUAAAAAUUCAAAAUUCAAUGGCUAUUAUGGUGGUCCCCAACAGCUUAAACGAGGCGAUGAAGAAUGCGUUAUCGAUCCUAAUUUGCACACGCCAAGUCAAGCUUUAGCUCCAGGAACAGUUUUUGCUAUCUCCUAUCAGAACAGCAUUGACAAAGUCACACCGGAAAAUUUGGUCGUCUUCACUGUAAGAUACCAUACACCCUGGCAAAGAUUGACCUCGUACGAUGUACCAAAAGAUUUACCUCCCUGUCCUCCAGGUGGUUGUACAUGUGCAUGGGGACGUUUAGUAUUUGUCAUAGCACUUGUUCAAGAUGAAAUUUUUGAAGAAGUACUUGAAUAA
Messenger RNA from Rotaria sp. Silwood1, 507 nucleotides. The record is from the annotation of a GenBank genome assembly. NCBI's taxonomy places the organism in Eukaryota, Metazoa, Rotifera, Eurotatoria, Philodinida, Philodinidae.